GUCAAGGCUCCUUCGGGACCGCCAUAUGCACAUUCGCCUCCGCCAUGUUUGUCCUUUGAAAUUGUUAUCUAGUGUUCGUCAUAAUGAAGACAGAUUUUGGAAAUUGCUAAGACUGGUUCCGUUGUUGUACGCAUUCUUUAAAUUCUGAUUUUCAACAUGCAAAUGCGGUUAAUAUGAUUUUCAUUCAAACUCCGACGGGCUAAACGUUGACGUUAUAUUAAAUAGCAAUAAUUCGUUAUCUCUUCGAAUAUUAAAAGAAAUUUUUACGGUACCUCAAAGUAACUUAUUUCGUCAAUAUGUGGAAUAACAAGUUUAUGUAAUGUGUUGUCAGCACCCAAAAAUACUAUUAAACGUUGAAUUUGUUAGUCUGAUCCCAUCCACUAAAGUAGCAGCGUUUUUACAGUGAUUAGUACAAAUUCACUCAAGUUAGAGACCAGAUCAAAUUAAGUUUAAUAUUUUACGUAGCUACCGUCCUAUUUUAGAUAAUUAGGCGAAUGUACUGUCAGUGUUAGUGUUACUUUAAUGGGUAGUCUAAUAUCGAUAUCUGGGUCAGACAACACUUGUGGCCAUCUUUUCUUUGCUGGGCUAUGCCGAGUGUUGGUAGUAUAGUGAUACUAAGGAAACUCACUUCGACCCCAUUCUCGCUCAUUGCUUUAAUCUUCAUAAAAAUGUUCAGUGUUACCGUCUGUUUAUCGUGAAUUUUGUGUUGUCAAUACUGAAUCAAGUCAAAUUCUUUACAGUAUCCUUUUUGGCAUAGAAAAAUUAAUUUCUUAAACAAUUUAUUGGAUCAAUAAAAUAUGCAACCACAUUGGCCUAUCAUUGCAGCGAUGUCAGGUCACCCGACUAUUGCUAAUGGCUCAGCAAUAUCCAUUGACCGUCACAUUUCUGGUCCGAUGGAUUCUAGCAGUAUGCUUAUUGGUGCACUUACCCCUGGUUAUGUACGACCGACUCUCUCUUCCAAUGUUUUGCCUGGUUCCUCAAUCCCUUCAGCACCUGGUGGAUUCAGUCCUCAUCAGAGUUUGGCUUACCCUUUCCCUCAUUCAUUCUCUGUUGGUGCCAACCAGUCACUUGAACCUGCUAUUACUGGGCGUCAAUUUCCCAGUGCUUCAUUAAAUCCCUCUUACCACCUACAACAGUUCCAACAAUCGGCUUCCCAGCCCUUACCCCUGCCUCAUCCACCUGUUCCAUAUGGUCAGUCGUUGUCUUACUUAGCACCUUCUCUAGUAACAGCUAUGGGUAAUGGCAACCUUGGUCACAUACAUCAAACUUAUGCAAAUGUACCAUCACAGGCACCGAUGGCAGUUAAUAUGACAGCGCAUUGCCGUACAUUUGAUUCUUUAAAACAUUUUGGUUCUGUCCCUCAAACACAGCAUGGUCGUCGGAAUAAAUCAACUGUCACUUCCAAGACCAAUUUAUAUAUAAGCGGACUAAGUGAAUCUGAUACAGAUGAUACAGUUCGUUCACUUGUUGAAAAUAUUGUUCAGCCAAAGUCUUGCAAAGCAAUGGUUGUCAAUGGAAGAUGCAGAGGUUAGUAGUAUUAACUAAGAUGUCAUAUAUUGAUGAUUUGUAAAGAAAUUUUGAUGUAACAGUAAUCGUAAAUAUUACUACAGGUAUUUUCUUAGCGUUUCGGUCUUUUCUUACUUCAGUGCAUGAUGGGUUGUAUUCAUGUGAAUUGUGGACACUCAAAACAAUUCUCUGUAGUGUAUGAUGGAGAUAAGGUGUUGGUGAAAAUCGUAGUGGUCUUCAAAUUCCUCUAUAUUCGAUUAGUUAACGAUAAAAUCCUAGCAAUAUGACUUUCUGUGGAUCACUUUAUUCCUAAUCACUGGAGUUAAUGUGCUUCUAUGUAAUAAGAAUAACUAAACCACGACAAAGCAUUGUUCAUGAUUCAUGAAUAGUAACAACUUACUUAAAUAGGUUUAUGAGAUUUCACAUAUUGGAUUAGUGAUUUCCUUGGUAUUGCCAGACAUUCACAAGUAUUUGAGUAAAGUUAAAUAAUCAUAUAUGCUUCGUAAAUUGUGAUGUGACGCAUAUGUAUUUUGUGCCCCUUUGUACCAAUAUUUAUGUGUUCAAAUGGGUCAUGAGUCGUAGUACUUACUGUCAGAUAUGGUUUUAAACCAUGUCACUAAGCAUCUGAAUGUGAAUUGAUGGUAAUAAAUCUGGUUAUGCGUCGAUGUUAGUUUUAUUUUAGUUUUUUAUCGUCUCUAACCAUUGGUUACGAUAGUCGAUCUGUUCUCAUCCAAAUAGUCUGAAUCUACCUACAUGACUUAGUCCAAAAAUCAGGGACUUCAUGGAAUAGUACUAUAUAUUGAUUUAGUAAUUACUAACUUCCAACCCUCUACAUUAUCCUCGAAUUAGGUGGUGGUAAAACAUACUUAAUUUUUUAUAAUGGGAUAAAGAGAUUCUCUUAUUGAACUUUUUAGGUUCUGGUUUUAUUGAUUGCGCUUCUGAAGAGGAUGCAGAAAAAGCGAAAGCACAUAUUUUAGAAUGCGCCAGAACUAACGGACGCAAAUUAUCAGUAAAGUACGCAUAUGAAAAUGAGAAAGAUGCUCUUAAUGUUUAUGUACGCAAUCUUCCACGUGAAGGUUUUUCAAAAGAGAUGUUGGAAAGUUUGUUUCAGAAAUUUGGUCAUGUUACGUCUGUUAAACUUCUUGAAACAGUCACAGGAUUUACAGGUAUGUAGCACUUUUUUGUCAACUUUUAACCGAGUUUAUGCGAGCAUUAUGCGUCAUGAGUACAUAGCUUUAUGGUUAUUGUUUGGCAAUACUAAUUAAGUGCUAUCUUUACUCCAUUGUUACGUCUUCCCAAUUUGAGUGUUCACUCACUAAAUUUGGUGUCGCUGCCGAAGGAGAGGGUGAGGCUCCGCGACGACCUUGUGGGAUUAGUAGAGGAGGCACUAGUUGGGACGGUCUGGUUCGGGAAGGUGACGCCGAGUGAGUUUCUCUAGCGAGGCAGCGUUGGCUGUGGCGGUCACUGUCGACAUAGAGGAGUGGGACGUUCGGUGGCGAAUUUUGAUGGCCACGGCAGGUCGAACUUGCUGCGGAAGUCAGAGCGCUGGCGGACUCGAAAUUUUGAGGGAGCGUGGCACAGACUGCGGCAAAGAAAAUGGUACGGCGAGCAGAACAACCUCACGAGCGAUUGUUUAAAAGGGGAACAAGUGUGAUGUAUCAUACUUAUAUCUGUCAACAUAAGCAGUAUCUAACACCAAUUAGAAGUGGAAUAUCUGCGAACAGAAGGCUGAGAAGAUUGAAAUACAGAGAAGAGGGGAAGAAACUGAUAACAAUCAAGAUAACAAGAAGAACGAAGGAACAAUGAGGCUUUUUAAAGACAAUUCAAAGAUGUGCAAAUUAUCUAUUUAAUGUAUAAGUAUCACAUUUUGCUAAACCACUGUAAUUGUUCAUUUAACAAUAAAAUUGGUCUUCCCCACCUAAGCGUUCGUUCACCACAAUAUAACGUUUCGAUUGUUUUCAUUCUGCUUUAAAAAUGAUCUAUUUUGUCGAGUUUUGCCUUGAAGUUUUUUAUUUAAAUCUAACUAGAUAAAAAUACGAUUAUCACAACUACAACAAACACCCGCAAACUUAUCUGUUGAAGGUUCUUGUGAUUUGCAAUAAGAUGAAAAAAAUACCAUUCUGUUUAGUAUGUGAAGCGGUCUACGAAUGGUAAAAAUACUUGACUUUUUAACUACUAAGUUGUAGGUUUAAGCCCCGACCCACCUAGUUCGAUGUGAGCAGUUGUGUGGUAUCUUACAGUCAUCACACACAAAACUAUACUUCAAAGCUUAAUAAACGAAUAUGUUCAUGUUCACUUGUGAUGCAUUCAGCCUAAUCACAAUAAUAUCCAAGAUCACUUUUCUUAAAAACGCAAUUUGUCUGGAGAAGCGGAUUAAUUGCAUAUUUUACCAGCUCUUCAAUUGUAAAGCAGUUUCGUCAUUUUUAAGACAGAUUCUAGUCGAGAUACUAUGAUAUUUUAGUAUUACUGAUGAACCGUAUGAUUAUAUUGACUUUUCAUAGUACUACUAAUCAUCUAUACUAGUGUCGCAUGUUCAUGUUUUAUCUUAUUAGGUUUUGAACGUGUCUUUUUCCAAGACUAAUUAUCCAUUGUUCAAAUUUUAAAGCUUCACUUUUACAUUACUAUUCAGACAUCGUUUAUAAUUCAUAUUCUGAAUCAUUAAGUUUUACCGGUGUGUAAAGCUCGCACAUUAAUUUAGCCAGUUUAUUAAAAAGGAAUGGUACAUUUUACCUACGUCUACUUAUGUUAAGGUGCUGACUGGUGGGUUCCUACCAAUGUAUUUUCUUUCUACUUUUUGACAAGAAUGCAUAAUCAAUCUUGUAUGCAAUUUAUUAACGUACUGAUUAUUGUAUCAUAUAAAUCUAAUGUAUUGAUCUAUGUACAUUGUCUUCUAUCAACAAGUAAUUGCUUAAAGCUGUGUCUUCAUCUUUUCAAUUUAAGCGCAUUUAACUCAAAAGUUGACUAGUUUGUUCACUAAAUGUUCGAGCAUUCAUUUUUAAAAAUUUUUUUUCAGGGAUUGGUUUUGUUCGUUUUGCCACAGCCGAACAAGCGGAAAAAGCAGUUGAACAAAUGAAUGAAGCAAAACAUAUUGUUCGAGGUGGGGAUAAACCCAUAACUUGUAAACUGGCUGAUAAAGCAGAUCCUAGACGACGUAAUGCUGCUCCUAAUGCACAAGCGUUUGUUGCCGCUGCUGGAUUACAUCCACAAAUACCUGUUGCUAAUCAUUUAACGCGUACGGCUCAAGGUCUCUCUAAUCUCGCUUCUCUUCAAGCUUUAGGUCAAGCUCAACAAUCUACCUUUACUCCUCAAUUUCCUUUAACUGCACAGUUAGUGCAACCUUUGCAUCAAACUCCUGUUGUUGUUCCAAAUAUGCAUUCAUCCUCAAUAUCCUCACAAAACCGUAAUAUUUUAUUGCCAUCAAGUAAGUUCCAUCUGUCGCGUAAAAAUUUGUUUUAGUUCUUUUAUUGCCACGUCAACCUUAAAGCGAAACUCAUUUCACUUUUUAUUCUCAAACAUAAGCCGUGUUUACUUUUUUCAAAUAUUUUGUGUUAAUUUUCAAUUGCAGCACUAUUGCAGAAUGGUCCAUGUGGUGGUAAUACAGCUGUCCCAGUUUCCUUCCCUUCCAUUGGAACGAAUGGGGGUAAUGGUCAGUCGGCUAUUUCUACUAGUUCUUAUAGAGCUAACUUGGUUGGGAUACACCAGGGUCAAAUGCCUUCUGGAGCUCAACCAAACCAAGCAACUGCAAUUGUUGCUGGAUAUGCUGAUUAUCCCUUCAGUCGUUCCAAAUCAUGUGUCAAUGUUCAAUCUGGAAACUUCUCAGCUAACAAUCUCCCUGUUUAUACAGCAAAUGGUAACUCAUCUCAGUCUACUCAUAGUGCUUUUCAAUCAGUUGCAUUUGGAACUCCUACAACUUCUAAUUAUCAGGGAGGAUUAUCGUAUGUUCAUCAUCAACAGCAGUCACAACCAACACCUGUAAAUAUUAUUUCUUAUGAUCUUAUUUUUAACCUACUUUUUUAUCUGUUGAUACUCCAAAUACUGGUAUAGUUCCAGUGAAUUUCUAAAGUAGAAUAUUAUAGCUGUAAUAUUAUGGUUUGGUAUUUCAUGUUAAUGAGAGCUUAAAAGUUCAGUUACGUUCUAGAAGUAUUCUGGCAAGACACUAUUGGAUACUAUAACCGAAGUCGUAGGGAUAUCACAAAAUUGUAUUUAUUAUUAUUGAAUACUGUCUACAUACGGGAAAAGACUGGAAUAAUACUUUCACUUUGUAAUAUAACAUAAUGUAUUCAUUGCGUUUGGCCUUAUACAAGCCAAUGACCAGUCACUCUUUCGAGUCAUCUAACAAGGUCUGCCAGAUUCAUUAAACUUAACAAGUAUGAAUUUUGUUUCCUUUUAACUGUUAUUCAAGCUAGGACUAAUUAAAAUUUGCGCCAAAAUUUCAGCUUCAUAGUUGCAAUAUUUAAUUCAUUGUCGUCGUAUUAUAGAUUCAGAUCAUACACUGCUUUGGCCGGUGGAGUGUCGUCUCAUAUCACGUAUUGAUUUCACUGAGGACCUAGACGACCACGUCAUCCUAAUAUGGAACUCCUUCACGUCCCUGUACUUACAUAUUGAUAUUUUUCAUGAGUCGUUAUUAUUACCACUGCUACUAAUGCUUGCGAUCGUAGGAACUAUUUCUACUCUUGGUUUUGGGAUAAAGUGUGUGUGUGUGUGUGUGGUAGUUCUGUCCACACAAUCUUUCCUAUCACCUCAAUUAUCAUCUAAUCUUUUACAGGAGUUCACUGCCAACAUAAUCUUUUAUUUGAUUUAUAGCUGUUGUAGUGGUUUUCAUAACUUUGAUUUCGAGUCUUUAUUUGAAUACUUUUUUAGAGUGUUCCUGCAGCGGCGGUUGCAAACAGUUCUCAAAUGGUUAUUUUGGCUCAGACCCCUAUUAAUUGUCUUUAUCAAUCAUCAAAUGGAUCUACAUCAGCCGCUUAUCCAACAGGUAUCUCAUCGACUAGUGGUCACCAGAAGCAACCACUUCUUUCCUCUAAUAACACUCCUACAGUUUGUCAGGUGCAAAAUAUACCAUGUAAUUCGUGUCCAGUUUCAGAAGCAACUACAAAUCUAAAUCCUGUUGGUUUAAUUACCUCUGAAUUUCAAAUGAUGAAUUUUGGUUCAAAUAGCAUAACUAACGUUUCAUCGUCUCAUUCAAAUUUGGAGACUGAUGUUUCUUGUGAAACACAAGAAUGGUCAAAUGUUGGCAACCAAAAAAUAUGUUCUUUGAAUUCUGUCAACACUUCAGAAAGUGAUGUAGCUUAUCAAUCACCAUCUGUUGUUCAAAAUUCACAUGAGUUAACAACCUCAAGCGAUGGGAAUGUUGGUUACACUGCUACUACUACUACUCAAAAUACUAUUACUGUGUCUAAUACAGUAGUAGAGCAAAAUGAUACUCAAUGUUACACAAAUCCUGUGCAAGAAAAAAUUAGUUCUUCAGAUUUUAAUAACUUAUCGAGUUUGUCCAAUGAAGAAUUUAAUGUAGUCACUUCACUUAAUCCUUCAAAUCAUUCUUCUAUCCCAAAUUCUGCUUACUUAACGGGGAACCAUCAUUUCUCUUCGUCUAAUUUAGAAGUUAAUGGUUCAUCGAAUUCUACUGACUGUCAGUCAAGUGCUUUGUCAUCGCAAAGAAAAAAUAAAAUUACGGACAAACAUCGAGAUUCAUCAUCGUCAAAUUCAACCGUUUGUAGUCGUCAUUGCAAUGAGGUGGUCAGUUUAAAUGAUACCAAAUUAGCAUCAUCAUCGUCUAUACAACAUUUGAAUAGACGAAAGAAAAAUCCUUAUUCAUCUAGUAUUAAUAGUUAUAAACAGCAUUCAAGAUCUCCAUCGAAGAAAAAUAGUUCACCUGUCAGCAGUAGUACCGAGGUUCGUAUGCCAACUAGUUGCACAAUUUUGAACCCAUCGUCUCCUUAAGUAGAGACAUAACUUACGUCUAUAUUGUUUUUUUUAACAAAAAAUCCCUACACACAGUUGUCGAUCAGUUAAAAUGGAUUUACAAUUUACAUGCGUGGCCAAUUCUCGCAUUCAACACUAAAUUUUUGUUUUAGGUACCAAACAAAAGUAAACGAAAGUGUACAUAUAUCUCACCCUUUUUUUAAACCACUCUGUAAAUGAUUUUACAAUCAAUGUUGUGUUUUGUGAUUUCUUCCUCCCUUCCCACCUGUCUGUCGUUUUAUUCCUUCAUACUUCUCUCUUCUUAGGACACUGAAUCACUUUUCUUUUAGGGUCGACAGAUUAUUGUGUGUAUGUUUGUAUGAUGUGAGGGAUGUUCAGAAAAAGAAAACACGUUGGAAAAAUAAUGCUCAACUAGGAAUCAGCCUAACAAUUUGACCAAAUAAUCAAUUUAGAAAACUGAAGGUUAUUUGUGUAUCUUGCUUAGUUUAUGAAGAAGAAAAAAACAACUUCGCACACAUUUUCUUUGUACUUUCGGUCGAAAUAUCAGCUCAUUUCUUGAUUUUGUGUGAAGUGCUGCAAAACAAUGUCCAAGGUAACAGUUGAAGGGGUUGUGUGACAAUAUUAUAAGUUUUUUUUUUAACAAAAAUGUUCGCUGCCGACUUUAUUAACUUCCUUCUGUCCUCUUGUUGCAAGAAAUUUUCAGUGAGUUUUUUCUUUAAAUAUGGUCGUUCAACAAGAAGUGCGUCUCAUCGACAUGCCAAAUUCCUAUUUAAAGUUUAGGCUUACAAAUCGUGUCUAACAUGUGUAUUUAGUUUCACCAAUGAUACGUAGAUCAGAAUUGCCAUAAUACUUUGAAUAGAUAACUAGUUCACCGAAUACAUUCAUCUGAAAAUAUUCGUGUCCUAAGGCUAAUUGUAACAAACAGGUUCAGUAAACUAACAAUAUGUAGAGUAUUUGUAUCGAUCAUAGUGUUCAUUGCAUUAUGUGUCUUGAUUCAGAUACUUUCCAGUACAUUAUGAAGAAGCGGUAGCACAGGAUAAUACUGGCGUAUAAGUAAAGCGUAAUAUUGCAACAGUUGUGUCCCAUUUGGAUACUUACGUAACGGUGUACAUCACUGAGAUCGGCAGGUGUUUUUCGCUUAAGUUUCCUGAUUCUUUACAGAUUAUUGGUUCACUUAUCAGGACUGGAAUCCCAUUACAUCUGCUCUGUAAUACGCAUAGAGAGUUAAAUUGCAACUCCACUGAAUUAUUAUAGAGAACCAGCACAGAUCGUCCCUCAGUUUUUCACAAUCUAGUUUUCAGUAUAACACUAAGUUUGAGAGGGGAAGAAGCACUUUGCAUCCUUGCUGAUAGUUCCUCAUGCUCCAUCAAACCAUGGUGCGCGUCACCUACUCCUUGUCGUUAUUCUCGACCGGGCAACUACAGAUUUCGGCUCAGUGGUGGAUCAGAAUAAGCUAAAUCUCUAUAAUCGCCCUUGAAGUGUGUGAAUAGGGGUUUAAAGCGCCUUCUCACUAAGUGGCAGUUUCUAGAGCUUGCUGGAUGCAGUGUUUUUGGGUCGUCUCCCAAGAAAGGCGUUCACUCUGAGAAUGGUUGAUAUGGUCUUCAUUCUGCCGUAGGGACUACUGAGGCGUUGUAGCAAUAAACCAGGAAGUUGCGAAAAACUAGUGAGUCUAGGGCUGUAAAUAAAUGCUUGUGAGCACUAAAAGUCAAAAGUGUGGGACAUAUACGAUCUUGGUUUAGUUGAUGUACUUCAAAGGUCCUGGGUGAUGGAAAAGGUAAAAUAGAAGUAUCAGUGACAUUAAGAAAGACAAGCCGGUGGAGGGUAUGUUUCCAGAAAAUACGUAUGAGGUAUUAGACAGGGAUAAGUGAGUAUCUGAGACAUAUUACACUUCACAUUCGACCACUGGUUCCAAUUAUUAGCCAAACCUAAACAGGAUAGUCUACUUAGUCCGUUGUCUAGCGUACCCACCUUUUCGCCAACAAGCUGUGGACUUUGAGAUGAGCAAUGGUUCGGCAUAAGUAACACACCUCAGCCGGUCGAGAUUAGCGAUCACGAGUCGGUCUGUCUAGUAACCUACGUCUAAUUUUGGCAUUCACUUAGUUGUUCCUGAAAAUGGGAGUGGUGUAUCAAAGAUACCUACUAUUAAAUGCUUGCGCCCUUUGUAUGUCAUUACUUUCAUAGGCCGAACAGUUGCAGGAGCCUCACCAUCUGCCAGUAUCUGGAAAAGUGAGUUUCAAGAAAAUAUUUCGAACAAGUGGGUAACUAGGUUUAAGGUUGUUUACCGAAACCUACAUCCCCUCAGUCAUCUGAGUUCUUAUUGAGAAUAACAACAAAGCUUAACAUGAUAUUCUGUCUCAGAUAUGUUCUGUCUAACACUGUCUUCUAGUAGGAGGUCACAUGAUUAUAAUCUCUUGAAAACAAGUUUACCUUUUAAAAGCAGCUGUUUCUUCGUAACCAUUACGUGUCCUAGUUGAAGUGAUGGGUUAGUUCGAUGACGUGUAAGAUUGGGAGGAUUUGUGUUAAAAAAAUAACUGUUGGUGGCUUUAAUGGCAUAACACGAGAAAUUAUUCAAUCGGUCAUGAGAGCUAGGACAGUUGGUCAGUUCUAAAAUAGUAAUUUAGGAGGGUCUCAUAUUUCACUCGUCCUAGGUUAUUUCGAGAUGUUAUAUUAACUGAAAUAGUAGUAAAAUGGGUGAGACAGGCUAUCUGGUUUUCUCUAACUCGAUGUUUUAUUUAGCUAGUGCAUGAGGUCCUUACUUAAGCCUCAUGGGACUUGGGCCGCCGAUGAAGUCUCAAACCAACUCUGUUCUUUCCAGUUGUCGCAAAGUGUUAUUUAUACUUGCUUUGUGAUGAAAUGUGGUGAUUCGCACAGCGUGUCCCAUCAUAGUUUCCAAUAAUUCAGGUGUUUGAUUAUAUUCAUUGAAGAACUUUGUACGACGGCUGACAUCACUUACCACAUUCUGUGCUUUUUUAAUCAUGAAAUAGCCCCAUAAGUACAUGUCCGACUCUAUUAUAAGGAUAACAUUGAACAACAUUUAUAUUUAUUACGAAGGUAAUUUAGAUAUAGUAAACCUAAGGUUAAGCCUAAUGCUUAGUGGAAUGAUAGUGGUCGCACUACUAGUUUUGCCCAUAUCACAUCGUAAUUAAUCCAAUAUUUGUAAAUAGUGAGACGGGUCCGAUCCUCACGAGGAAUGUCGGUCACUUAAGGAUUACAGAUAUGUCUAGCUGACAAAUGUGAAUUAACACAAAACCUAGGUCAAGGAUUUCCUCCCGAUUUGGUUUCGAACAUCUAGACUAAGAAACGAUCCACAAUAAAACUUGUCCAAAGAUAUUAUAACAUUGAAUAAUAUGGUCAUAUUAUAGUCAGUGAAUGAAUUAAAAAUUUCAUUUGAAUGAACGAAUUUAAAGUCAAUAUUUUAUGUACUUUAAUAUUUUUUCUUAAUUUUCAUAAAAAAUUAUUCUUUGUAUUUCACUUUGAAGCAAUAAUAUUCACAUCAGAUUACACAGUGUGUGUAUGUAUAUGUAUUGGUCAACAAAGUGUAUUCACUCAUCAGGUCCAUAUGAAUUAUUGCAGUACUGAACAACGUAUCAUUUGGGUUAAACAAACAUUCACUCAUUUUGAUCUGAAGUUUGUACUGAUGAUAUCAUUCAGAAGAACGAUGAAAGCUCCACAAUUAAAUAGUGUGACCACCAUCCAAUUUGUCUAGUAACAAAGAUUUCACUCUAGAUAUGUAUAAACUUCACCGGUCAUGACUUUUUUUCUAGAACUUGAGAAGCUCAUUUCAAAACUUUAUUACCUAUGCUCGGUAUUAAGUAUUGUAAAUUAUUUAAAGAGUAUUUGAUGUAAAUAUAAAAUAAACUCAUAUCGAAUGUUGUCAUUACAGUCAAGAUUAAAGGAUUUUCAAUGAUUUCCUGAAAUUGUCGUUGUAAUUUUAAAUUUUUUAAGUUAAUUUGCAAGGAGUUUUAUAGAGAUUGUCAAACUUAAUAAUUCACUUUAUGAACUAACCUCAGCUAGGCAACUAAUGAAAACCAGAAAGUACUGAACAGUUGUUGAAAAGAAAUUAGACGUUGGUCGCGGAAUAUCGAGCAUCGACUGAAGCUGGAAAUGUAUAGCAACUCAAGUGUAACUGAGUUUGUUCACAUUUAAUUCGGUUAAGUCAUUUUGUUAACUUACUAACGAACUGAGUCAUCCGUACAACAACAACUUAUCUAGAUCAUUGUAUCUUUAUUACUGUUGCGAAUGUAUGAACAUGGAUGCUUGAGCAUCGCUUACUGCCCACGCAUUUAUUCACGCUGCUAGCCUUACUACUAACCGCUUAAUUGAUUCGAUGAUUCAUUCAUUUCACUACGUAUAUAUAUGUCCAUGUUAUUCAUGUUCAUUGCUCUCUCUCUCUUGCUUACUCG
Molecule: messenger RNA, 11831 nt
Organism: Schistosoma haematobium
Lineage: Eukaryota; Metazoa; Platyhelminthes; Trematoda; Strigeidida; Schistosomatidae
Product: RNA binding motif, single stranded interacting protein 3, variant 2
Exons: 7
Coding region: 6403-7446 (347 amino acids)
Cellular component (GO): cytosol; ribonucleoprotein complex; nucleus
Molecular function (GO): poly(U) RNA binding; poly(A) binding; mRNA 3'-UTR binding
Source: RefSeq, a predicted model, not a curated record